AUGUCGGACGACGGUGCUAACGAGUUGGUUGGAUCUCUUCAGCGUUGCUCCCUGCGCGCGGAGGAUCUCAAUGACUCGGAGAGGACUACGACCCCAGCUGCUGACCACUGUGAGAGCGAGGGCGAUAGCGAGUUCGACGACUCCGACUACAGCGAGAAUGACAGCCUCGAUGAGCUUGCACCGCCCACUGAGGUCUCCAAAGACAACAACGCAACGAGCACAGCCACUAGCGAUGGAUCCCAGGGCGCUGUCGAGAACGACAAGACCAAAUCUGAGAUCCCAAAAGAGCUCCUCGAAAAUCGCGACCUCGUCUUCAAGCCUGCACAGCCUGACCACGGACUGAAGAUCAUUCUCGGCAACGCCGGACGCUUCCAGAACGUACAUUUCGUCAACUGCACCUUCGAGCACACGACGAUCUUCGAGAAUUGUGCGCUGUUCAACGUCACCUUCACUCGCUGCCAUUUCAACGGCACUCAAUUCGUGAACUCGGUGAUCUCGAGACUGAAAAGCAGAAUCCCCAAGGACAGCGAGCUGGAGAUCAUCGACAUCAUUGACAUGCAGUUCGACGGAUUCCUGUGCACCAAUACCUUGUUUCGAGACGAAUGGCAGCUAACUCAGAAGGUUCAAGACCGCGGCCCUUCCCUCGGAGAAACCCUUCCAGGAGCACUAAGCAGACCAGAAGAGGAGGAUUGGUGGAUUGACAGCGAUGCUGACGAGGAUUCUGACGAGACACCGGAGGAACAUGCUCAAGGCUUUGGAGGCAUGCCCGAAGGUGUCGAAACGUACGAGCAAAGAAUGCUUCGAUAUGCAAAAGCCCACGGAACUUCCUCCUUCGACGUCACGUUCAAAGGUUGUAAAGACGACAGUCUCAGGUUCAAGGAGGGUUCUAAUGAGCUUUACACUGCUGUGCAGUUUCACAACUGCGUUCUGGAUGAGGUCGUCUUUGAGAAUUGCGUUGUGUAUGGGGUCUCCUUUCAGAACUGCAACUUCAGAAGAGUGCAUUUCAAAGACACUGUUCUGAUCGACUGUGUUUUCCGGAACUGCACAGCGGAUGGACUGCGUUGGGAGGGUGCGCGGCAGGUCAGUGUCAUGAAUCUUGGAACUAGAUUCGGACCACAAGACAAUGAGUGCAACGGGGUGAGACCGAAGGAGCUUUCCGACAGAUCGUGGAUCUCGUCCUUUGCUCCCACCGAUCCUUCGGCUGGAUCAGAGUCUUGAGGAUGCUGGAAACCGAAGCUGGUAUCACAAAUCGAAUGCCAUUGCUCGGUAGGCUAGGCUUCAUCGUGGAUCGACAGGGGCUUUGAGAUGCUCGAGGUUGCGGCAGUAGCAAUAGUGGCUAUACAUUGAGGCUCAUAGCACUUUCAAGUCCUCGAAUUAUGCGUCUGUAGCUGAAUGCGAACCUAUCUGCGAACGGGAAUCAAUGACGGAACUCUUUUCCUACUCUUCUUCACAAAAGGAUCUUUCCGAAGAUAUACCA
Molecule: messenger RNA, 1477 nt
Organism: Cercospora beticola
Lineage: Eukaryota; Fungi; Ascomycota; Dothideomycetes; Mycosphaerellales; Mycosphaerellaceae
Product: pentapeptide repeat-containing protein
Source: RefSeq, a predicted model, not a curated record